GGCAGAGGUUGCAGUGAGCCAAGAUCAGUCAUGCCACUGCAUUCCAACCUGGGCAACAGAGCGAGACUCCGCCUCAAAAAAAAAAAAAACAAAAACAAAAAAAAAAACCAUAGUUCUGAAGUCUUUGGCCAUGAGUGUUCUUUAAUGGUCUAAAAAGUGGUUUUAGUCAUGCCAGUGCCAAGGAGCUCUCCUCACACCUCCAUAGCGUGAAUGUUGACCUAUUUGGUAUAUUUUUAAGUUGCAGAUUAUAGAUGCAGAAAGAUAAAAUUGUCCUUUAUGUGUGCUUGAGUAUACGUGCACUGUGCCCGUGCUACACCAAUGAAAUUGUCCAGAAGACAUAUUGCUCACUCAUUGUCUAAAGUUGGUAUUUGUUAACUUUUAAAUCUGUAUGUGGUCAGAGUGUAAGUGGUUGGUUUUUAUUCUUGUCCAACAAUGAAAUAACUUAAAGCAGCAUGGGCUAAUGGUAGAUUUUUUUAACAUGUUAAUUCAUUGAAAGUGAACAUAAGAUUUUUGAUAAUCAGCCUAAAACUUCAGAAAUUGGAUCAGUAAGAGCUAAAGAUGAAAUCCUGGGAAACCUUCCCAGGCACUGUGCAGGGGAGGGAGUGGCUGGACCACCACUGCUGCUAGGGAGGAAUCAGAAGAGCUGCCCGUGGCUAGCUGGGAAGGACAGGGUGGAUGGCCCUUCAUUCCUGGAAGGCUGAAGCAGCCAGAGGCAGUGAUUCACUUCUUUAAUGUCUAAUCAGGGACAGAGAUAGGAGUAAGGUGGGUUUUAUUUUCAUUUUUGCCACUCUAAAUUCUCAAAAAUGAUCUGCGCUAAUCUAUAGAACUGGCUGAGUUUGAGAAUCAUUUAAAAUUUGGAAUUUUCUGUAUGUUCAAUUCAGUAACAUAUCUGAAAACUAAAAAAGUAAUGGAGGUGGAUGGGCUGCUCCCAGCUCCCUUCUGCCAUUUACACAAAAUAUUUGAAAACAUGUCUGUAAAUAAUGUUUUAGAACAGAGAUACUGAGUAUCUAAUCAUGUAAAGGACCCUCAGAUAAGACAGGCUGUUGGACAACUUUCCUAGUUCAUGAAGUGGAAUUUCCUUUUUGAGUAGUUUCUUGCAUGGUAUGUUCCAGUAGGUCAAACCCAGACCUACAGUUUGCAAACAGGCCAUCUGUAGAGAAUAUAAUUUCUGGACUGCCCAGGACUUGUUGCUUGUUUUUUAUUUCAUUUUUAAAUACAAAGCUCUUCCUUUACCAUUCACCUUAAAGUCAAGGUGCUGGCUGCUACAUGCCAUGUCCUCUAACAGGAUAAGAAAAUAAGUUACUAUGGAGCCCUCACGGCUUGGGAAGCUUACAUUUGAUGUACUUCCACAUGAGAUACAAGGACAUUGGAAAGUUGCUUUAUUUCUGGGCAGUGUAGACUAAAGUUACUUUUCAUAAGGCUGAGGCAUCCAGCCACCCCCCAAUUGUCCAAGUUGGUGCAGACAUGAAUUGAUCAAAUGAAACACUUUCCUUUGGCCUAGAGCUACCUAGAAUAAUUGGUUUUUGGUUAUUUGUAAAACAAAAAGUAGAACUUGCUUCCAUUUUCAGACGGACUAGGGAGUAGUAUAAUUAGACAGCUUUGCAAUGAAAUUAACAAAUACUGAAAAGUUGGAAAUGUGUAUAUACUGAAAUCUCACCAACUUUUACCUGGGGUGGGGUACCAGGAGAAAGGGGGGUUAAAUAGGGUAAGUGGGGGGGGAAUCAUAAUGUUUACCACAGGUACGAAGUAGUCACUUUAACAUUGAGACCUCUGCCUCAUUGAAUUCAGGUUUUUUAAGUACUUGAAACUCUUCAGAUUCUCCUUAUUUUACAGUUUCUUUUUAAAUUUAUGAAGUAGAAAGCAUUGUUUUGUAAACUGUUUUGAAAAUAAAUAGCCUAGUCUCUUAUCCUCUUUAGUGUGGAUUAAAGGCGAAGUUCUGCAAAUGGGGGCUUGUUCAGUAGAUAGCUCAGAUUGAUUGGACACACUUGAGGAAGAGACUCCUGCAUGAGAUACCAGCAUUUUUACGAAUAUUUCCUGUGUAUGUUCUUUAUUUUGUCAUUUUGUCAACCCUGUCCCCAAGCACAUCUUCUUUCCUUUUACUAUGUCUAUGUAGGGAAAAAAAUUAAAAAUUGCACUUAAUGUCACACUCCCAAAAUGUGGGUAAUCUGUGUCUUUCAAAAACCAUUUGUUUUUUGUUUUGUUUUGGUCAGUCCAUUGCAUAAGUGACAAGUUUGGGUGCUUGUGGCAUGUAUGUAUGAAGGGGGGGAUGAGAGUUACCUGUCCUUCAGUAGGCUGUAAAAGUAAUUUAUGUGUAAGUAAAAAGGGAAAAUAGAACAGAUGCCAAAGUCAUUUUUUCAGUCUUUAGUUUUCUUAUGUGGCAUUACUGCAUCUCUGCUAGUUACUGAGAAAGCACCCUUAGCUUUUACUGCUCCCUUCCCUGCCUGCCAGCACAGUUGAUGUGUGCAAAUAGCCCUCAAGUAUCUGUCAGAUUACCUAUAUAAGGUAUUGAUGAGAUAUUCUUGUCAGUUUAGAAAUGGACUGGAUAAAACUUUGUUGUCAUUAUUUUAUCUCAUUUGUCCUGUUGUAUACCCUAUGUUAAGAAAAUUAUAUUGCCACUAAUAAGAUUCUAAAUGAGUAUUACAACUGGCUAAUAUCAUUUUUUAUAUACAAGGGUGUGUGUAUAUUUGGAAACGAUGAGAAAUUCAUUUGUACCCAUUUGAGUGAUAUUGCACAACAAACACAGAUACCUACAGACUGUUUUCAUUUUCUCGUGUUCUUUAUGAUAAUCUUUGUAGAUUAUUUCUGUACUUUAUCUGUAAUAAACUUUGUAGAUCCUGUGAACCGUUACUUUGCCUAAAUCACUUGAGACUUGAGUCUUUAAUAACAAAGCAUCAAUAUUCACUAAAGUCAAUCUCUUUUGAGUUUCUGUGACUUGGCUAGAUGCUCUUGACACUAAGGGAUUAGUGUUAAUUUUCCCUGGGGGUGUUCCACUAGGGCAUUACUGUAUAAUGACUUGAUGUUGCCACAUAGACUUCAAGAUAUAUGAUAUUUUGAGGAUUUUGUUGAUUGGCCGAUGUUUUAUUUCAUAGUGUGAAACGUUGUAAAGCUUGGUUAACCUGUAUAUAGAUAGCUUAUUGUUGACUAGUUACAGUGUAUUUAGGAUUGCCUGUAAUAUUUAAGCUUCUUACUGAUGUGUGUGCUGGUAGGAACGUAUAAUUUUUGUACAUUAUAUUUACUGAGAUGUUGCCUUUUUUAUUUUACAAAUACUUUGGAAUUCCAAUGUGGUUUUUUGUUUUUUUUUUUUUUUUCCUUCCAUGAGGAUUAAUUUGGAAAGGUUUUUAAUGACAUUCCACUGAUUUCGGAUUUUGCUUGAGAUUGACUUCAAUAAAUUGUCCUGUAUGUUCCAAAUUAAAUGUGGGCUUGUUCUUUGCCAGUAAUAGUUUUGCUACAACUCACUGGGCAGGAGGCCAUCCUGGGUGGGAAGAGUAAAUGACACAAUCUAGCCAACCUCACUCAGUCAGUAUAGCUUCCUGCAGAAUGCCGUGUUGCUACGAGGCUCUGAGGGAGCUGUAGGGUUUUACAUUUAGAGGCGAAGUCCCGGGGGAAGGCUGCUCCCCGCAGUGGUGUGGAGAGGAGCUGCUCAUCAUGGCUGCAACUGGGAAGCUGGCUCCCCGCUGAAAUACACCGGAGGGCAGGGUGACGGAGCUGCUCCCCCCGUUCCAGAGGCUUAUCCAGCCGGAGGAGAUGUGGCUCUAUCGGAACCCCUACGUGGAGGCGGAGUAUUUCCCCACCAAGCCGAUGUUUGUUAUUGCAUUUCUCUCUCCACUGUCUCUGAUCUUCCUGGCCAAAUUUCUCAAGAAGGCAGACGCGAGAGACAGCAGACAAGCGUGCCUGGCUGCCAGCCUUGCCCUGGCUCUGAAUGGCGUCUUUACCAACACAAUAAAACUGAUCGUAGGGAGGCCACGCCCAGAUUUCUUCUACCGCUGCUUCCCUGAUGGGCUAGCGCAUUCUGACUUGAUGUGUACAGGGGAUGAGGACGUGGUGAAUGAGGGCCGAAAGAGCUUCCCUAGUGGACAUUCUUCCUUUGCAUUUGCUGGUCUGGCCUUUGCUUCCUUCUACCUGGCAGGGAAGUUACACUGCUUCACACCACAAGGCCGUGGGAAAUCUUGGAGGUUCUGUGCCUUUCUGUCACCUCUACUUUUUGCAGCUGUGAUUGCACUGUCCCGCACAUGUGACUACAAGCAUCACUGGCAAGAUGUACUGGUUGGAUCCAUGAUUGGAAUGACGUUUGCCUAUGUCUGCUAUCGGCAGUAUUAUCCUCCUCUGACUGAUGCAGAAUGCCAUAAACCAUUUCAGGACAAACCUGCACUUUCUACUGCACAGAAGAAGCCUGGGGAUUCUUAUUGUUUUGAUAUCUAAAAAUUGAAUCUGGCCAGGCACGGUGACUCACGCCUGUAAUCCCAGCACUUCUUUGGGAGGCCUAGGAGGGUGGAUCACCUGAGGUCAGGGGUUUGGGAGCAGCCUGGCCAACAUGGUGAAACCCUGUCUCUACUGAAAGUACAAAAAUUAGCCAGGAGUGGUGGUACACCUGUAAAUACCAGCUACUCGGGAGGCUGAGGUGGGAGAAUUGCAUGAACCUGGGAGGCAGAGGCUGUAGUGAGCCGAGAUCACACCACUGCACUCCAGCCUAGGCAACAGAGUGAGACCCCCCAUCUCAAAAAAAAAAAAAAAAAAAGAAUCUACCUCCAUGAAGAACAGGUGAACUAGCCCUCCAAACUGGACCAUGCACAAGACAAGAAAUUAUGGCCUUUUUUUCCCCUUCCAAGGUACAAGUGAGGACAUAAGCCACACUGUAUUCUGCCGCCUCCAAAUGAUUACGCACUUUUGGCCCUGCUCAUACAGCUCUAUCUUGAGGAGUCACAGCUCUUGUCAACUACUGUAUGCCACAUAUUCUAGUAAAGGGAUAUUUCAAAGGUAUCCAACAGCUUAUGAAUCUGGUCUAUCAGAUGGAUAGCCAAAGAUCUACAGAGUUUUUAAAUUUAAUUUCCAUAUUGUAAAGCUCAAAAUCUUAAAAUCUAAGGAAUGACCAACUAAAUUACUUUGAUUCUGUUUAUCUCCUGAUGACAAUUCCAUCAAGCCUUAAAUAGGAAAAUGUCGAAUCUGGGGUAGUUCAUCACUUUUGUGUGUAUCUUAUCUGAGUCCAGCCAUCUGGUACUGCCACACAUUUUGAACACCAUGGGCAUAAACUGUGUUGAAUUACGAAGUGAACACCACGAUAAAGAAGAAAAUGGUCAGGGGUAUGGUAUCAGUACUAACAGAUGGUUGUUUCUACCUCAUUUGAGCGUAACUAUGCUCAUGAGCUUCUCUCCUUCCAUUCAUAAAUCAAGAUCUGCUCAAAUGUACCAACACUGCCAAGUGACUAAGAAAAGAAAAAUUACAGACAUCACCACCUGAAGGACAGAUGAAUCUUUUUCUGCCCCUUCUUCACAAUGGGAUAUAAGGAACAAUUACAGUGUGUCAUCAGAACUGAUGUCAUAGGAACUAUAGCUCCCUUUCUCCUUAUUGUGAUUAUACUUUAAAUAUGGCCUUGUCUUUUAUCUGUAUUUUCCUAUAUUUUCAAUAUAUCUUUUUCCUUCAGUAAACCUGAUAUUCAAAUAAAAUGGUAAAUUUGUGCUUUUUUUUUUUUUUUUAAUAUUUAAAGUACCAUUAAGGAGCUGGAACUUUAAUAAAGCAAAACAUUGAAUUCCCCAUCUACCAUAAGUGAUUCAAAUGCUGUUACCUAUGGUAAUGGCUAAUAUUUAUAAAUACCAAAGAAAAGGAUCCAUAUUUAUCUUAUAAUUGCCAUGCUUUAACUUCUGAACUACAUCUGCCUAUGACAAUGAAAACACCAGUCAAGGGGAAAGAAUUUACAUGUUAGUUCUUUGCCCAAAACUUUAUUUUUUUUGUUUUAGUAAUACAUCCAAAGGAAGAGAAAAUUGUUACUGUAUUGAUUUUCUUUACUUUGUGACAGAUGAGUCCAGGUGAAAGUAGGCAACUAGAAAAUAUGGUUUGAUUUCAGUAUUUACUAAAGUUUUAAAUAUCACAUAAAAAAACAAACAUUUCAAAAGUGCAAAAUAUUAGAAAUCUAAUCAGUGCUAUUAAUCUUUCCAUGCAAACAAUCUCUUUUGCUGAGAUAAGUGAUACUAAUUCUGCAGCUGGGAAUAUGUACAAAAUGAUGCUGUACCAGAGUUUAAAAAUAGGCUUGGUCUACAGAUUGCACAUGAUACAAAUGAAAGCAGUGCAAAUAAUAUAUGACUAAAUACAGGAUUUCAAUCAAGCUUAUUAUCCUGGGAAUAUACAGAUAUAAUACCAUGAAUAGACAAGAUAUAAACUCUUCACAGUUACCCACCCCCUCACCACUAGGAAAGAAACAUUUCUUAAUACAAAGAGUGGUUUAUCUGGCUAUCCAGGGCUAUGUUGUCCAUCUUUGGUUACAGGGACUCACUCUUGCUUGUCCUUUGGUUUACUCUUAAAUAGCACCUAUUCUGCCAAUAGGAAGAAUAAACAUAAAUUUGAAGACUGCAACUUGGCAAAAGCUUCCCCUUAAUAUACAGUGAAUGCUUCUUAAUUCUCAAUAACUCAGAGUUUAUAUACUUUUUAAAAAAUAAAGUAUAUUCCAUAAAAUCUGAAACUUAGUGGCAUACUUAGCAUUAGGCCAUAAGCACAUGACAAGGAAAGACCAGGCCUGACCUACACCCCAACCUUACCUCUACAGUCUCCACGGCAACAGUAAUUACCCUUCAUUUUCCUUUUUUCUCCAGAAAGGGAUAAAGACCACUGCUGUCUAAGGAAUGGCUUCAAUAAAUAUUAAAUGCCAGAGGCUUUGGAUACCAUAACAUUUACAAAAAAAUUUAUAAACAAUAAACCACAGCUGGCCUGCCUUUGCUACUCUAUAAACAGAGGCCUGUGGAAUCAGGGCAAGUAGAAAGGACUAUCAUAAAGAUAACUGCAAAGACAAUGACAAACUCUGACCAAUGAA
Sapajus apella (tufted capuchin) is the source of this 7018-nucleotide messenger RNA. RefSeq names its product phospholipid phosphatase 5 (gene PLPP5). Lineage: Eukaryota; Metazoa; Chordata; Mammalia; Primates; Cebidae. Gene Ontology annotation, biological process: phospholipid metabolic process. The transcript has 7 exons. Gene Ontology annotation, molecular function: phosphatidate phosphatase activity. The coding region runs from base 3745 to 4419 and encodes 224 amino acids. The record is from RefSeq and is a predicted model, not a curated record.